Molecule: messenger RNA, 894 nt
Organism: Symbiodinium sp. CCMP2456
Lineage: Eukaryota; Dinophyceae; Suessiales; Symbiodiniaceae
Source: the annotation of a GenBank genome assembly
AUGGGUCGAAGCAUCAACUGGCAAGAUGCAGUCAGUGGCUCCGCAGCCGGUGCGGUGUCCAAGACUGCCACAGCCCCGCUGGAGCGAGUCAAGAUGGUGCUUCAGAAUCAGCAGCUGUCUGUCGGCAGGGCUGCAAGGACACCACUGCGCAACGUGGUACACGCCGCUGCGCAGCUUCUGCAGGAGCCAUGCGGACUGAGAGGGUUUUGGCGCGGUAACUUGGCCAACGUCCUCCGCGUCGUUCCCACCUACGGGGCCCGAUUCUGGCUGUUUGCCCUGUGCGACGAGACGCUGUCCUUUGUGCCACAGACAGACACAAGGCGCUUCAUCUCGGGCGGCAUGGCGGGUGUGGGUGCCCUGCUGCUAACGCAUCCUCUGGACAUGGUAAGAACCCGCCUGGCUGCAGCACGUGUGUUUGCGGACGAAGCAUCCUACAACGGCUUUGCUGAUUGCUUCCUGAGCGCUUGGAGAAAGGGGGGUGUGCGGGGGCUCUACGCCGGCUGCCUUGCCAGCAUGUUGGAAAUUGCUCCAUACAGCGCCAUCGUCUUCACUUCCUAUGAAGGCAUCAAGCAGCGUUUGAUGCCUGCGGGCAGCACUGGCAUUUUACCAUCCGGGCCGCAGAUUCUGGCAGGAGCAUGCAGCGGGAUGAUUGCGGCAAGCGUUUGCUAUCCGUUGGACACCAUUAGGAGGCAGCUGAUGUUGGAUGGAGCACUUGGCUUUGAUGCUAGAUAUGGUGGCAGCAUUUGGAAAUGCUGUAAGAGCUUGUGGCUCCAAGGCGGCUUCUUAUUGUUUUACCGGGGGUGGACAGCGACGCUGCUGAAAGCUGUGCCGACCGUGACGAUCACGUUUCUGACGAAAGACUUCCUAUCCGACAUGCUGAAGCAGUCCGGAUGA